CAUCUGUUGCACAUCGUACAAGAUAACAGCCCUGAUAAUCCACGAUUUCCGAAUUCUGACGGGCACGCAGGACGUCGAGGCACGUGCCAAUUGCAUCGUGCACGAUUAUUAGUUUACACUAGCUAAAAGUACGUAUUUUUAGGACAAAUGGGCAAAGGGCGGAAGAAUAAACCAAAAAAGAACUUCGCCGAGAAGCGUCGCGAGAAGCAGAAGAAAAAAGAUGAAUGGAAUAAUCCAUCUCAAAGAAGCUAUGCGGAUAUUGUCAGGGAGAACAAGGACUUUGAGCAUUAUUACAAAACGCAAGGGAUAGUGCCGGAGGAUCGUUGGGACGCGUUUCUCAGCACUAUGAGGACUAACUUGCCGGUUGCUUUCCGUAUUACCGGUUCGAAGGCUGAAGCUAAGGCUCUGCUGGAGAUAAUCAAGAGCGACUUCUUUAAAGAGAUCUUGAAUGCGAAUCUAGAUAGCGAUAAGGAAGAUUCCAGCGAAUCCAAGCAGAUAUUACACAGCUUGCCCUUUUAUCCGGAGGAGCUGGCUUGGCAGCUGCAGUUAACUAGAAAGGACAUCAGGCGUUCGGAAGCUUAUUUCAGGCUGCACAAUUUCCUCAUCGCCGAAACGAAUAACGGCAGCAUCAGCAGGCAGGAGGUAGUCAGUAUGGUUCCUCCUUUAGUCCUGGAUGUGAAACCUUCGCACAAGGUUCUCGAUAUGUGUGCGGCACCGGGCUCGAAGACGGCGCAACUCAUAGAAAUGAUACACGCGGACGAGGGAAACAUUCCACCAGAGGGUUUCGUGAUAGCCAACGAUCUCGACAACAAUCGCUGCUACAUGUUGGUGCACCAAGCGAAGAGGCUCAACAGCCCGAACAUUCUUAUCACGAACCACGACUCGUCGAUUAUGCCGAACUUCACGAUCACGAAACCGGAUGGUACAAAAGGCAUAUUAAAAUUCGACAGGAUCCUCGCGGACGUUCCAUGCAGUGGCGACGGUACUAUGCGAAAGAAUCCAGACAUAUGGUGCAAAUGGAGCCCUGCUAAUGGCAGUAAUCUGCAUGGAAUCCAGUACAGAAUAGCGAAGCGUGGCUUGGAAAUGCUGGCGGUUGGCGGGAGGAUGGUAUACUCCACGUGUUCGUUAAAUCCCAUCGAGAAUGAAGCAGUGCUUCACAGGCUUCUCUGCGAGACCGGGGACUCCGUACAGCUGAUUGACUGCAGGGAUUUGGUACCGGGAUUGAUAUGCGAUCCUGGUGUCGCGCACUGGAAACCGGCGUCGAAAAAUUUGCAACACUACGACACGUGGGACGACGUUCCGGAGCAGUGGCAGACGCAAGUAAGGCCGAAGAUGUUCCCUCCGAACGCACAGGAAGCUUCCAAGUUUCAUCUCGAGCGCUGCAUGAGGAUAUUGCCGCAUCAUCAAGAUACCGGCGGCUUCUUCGUCGCUGUGCUGGAAAAGGUCAAGUCGCUGCCGUGGGAAAGCGAAGCUUCUGCGUUAAGUCAGAGUGUCCAGAGUUCAGGUGACAACGAGAAGGAAGACGAAGCAAAACUUGAAGACGGACCGAGGCUUGAGGACGAAACUGCACGAGACGCGAGGCUUUCGGAGAGCAAGAAAAGAACGUUAGAAGAGGAGAAUAAAUUGCGCGAGUCACAAAGGAAGCGGAGAAGGAUCGCCGGUUACAGGGAGGACCCGUUCGUCUUCUUCAAGGAUGAAACGGAAGAUGUAUGGCAGUCUAUCAAAGACUUCUACGGCAUAAGCAACGACUUGAACCCGCGAUGUCUGCUGGUAAGAUGUCACGAGGGAAAGAAGAAGAAUAUCUACUUCACGUCACCGGCGAUUCGUGAUUUAGUAACGUCUAACGUGGACAAAGUCAAAAUGAUCAACACCGGCGUCAAGACUUUCGUGCGGUGCGACAAUAGGAACAUGAAGUGCGCCUUUAGGCUCGCUCAGGAGGGAAUGCAGAGUAUCUUGCACUACGUGAGCGACAGUAGGAAGGUCCUGGUGUCGAAGGAGGACUUGAUAAUGCUCCUGCAGAACGACGAUCCGCACACGCCACCUGAAAUCGUGAAACUCAGUCCAGAUACCCAGGAACGCCUGAAGGAUUUCGCGAUCGGAAGUUGUAUACUGUUAUACAAAGAAGAGAAGACUGACAAUCUAAACCCGCUGGAUCUCCAGCUGGUGGGGUGGAGAGGUAUAAUGUCUCUCAGGGCGUACGUGCCUACUUGCGACGCGAUUCACUAUCUGCGACUUCUGGGCGCGGAUUGCUCUAAAUUUGAGAAAAACAAGUUCGAGGAAAAUCGCGCGGCCGCAUUAGCCGAGGACGCGAACAACGACGACAACGAAAUUCAGGACCCGGAGAAAGCCGCGGUGGAGAACGGCGACGGCGUAGAAAAGUUUGACGACGCGGAAGCAACGGUCGAAACAACGAACUCGGACAUCACGACGUAAUCAUACAAAAUCCUGAGAUUUUGUAACUUUUUUUAAACUCUGAUCCACGUUAUGCUUACUGUGCGCUACGAGUGUAAUACUUAAAUUAUAUUUUUUAUUUAUCGGGAUUUAGAUCUUAUCCGAUCUAGAAGAUUAAGCAUUGAUAUUGGUAAUAUCAUUGUGUUGAUAAAUUGUACUACCAUCAACUUGAAUAAAGAACACGAUCGUUUUUUUUAGGAU
Messenger RNA from Ooceraea biroi (clonal raider ant), 2652 nucleotides. RefSeq names its product tRNA (cytosine(34)-C(5))-methyltransferase Nsun2 (gene Nsun2). Gene Ontology annotation, biological process: tRNA methylation. Gene Ontology annotation, cellular component: cytoplasm; nucleus. The record is from RefSeq and is a predicted model, not a curated record. NCBI's taxonomy places the organism in Eukaryota, Metazoa, Arthropoda, Insecta, Hymenoptera, Formicidae. Gene Ontology annotation, molecular function: tRNA binding; tRNA (cytidine-N5)-methyltransferase activity.